AUGCCAUCUUGUCGACGAUUAUCUGCUGCGUCCUCUUUGCCACAUAUUUCUCCGUCGUUUCCUUUUCAAUCCUCACCUCAUUUUCUUUAUUAUCAAGUCUUUCGCCUUCUCGUUGUAUUCUAUCUGCUACUUUUACUCGAGAAUUGGUGGCAAUCUGGUUUCGAGGAGCUUGAAAAUGAACACGAGCUCGAAUUUUAUCCGCUUGAGUUGCUGCAAGACGUGCACGAGAUCGCGGACAGUGAGCACCUGCACCUCGCAAUGUUGCACGAAGGCUGCAUGAACCACCGUGACAGUGUCAUCACGUCGGACUUUGGUCGUAAUGGAGAUGAGAUUGGCACCCGUGGUCGAUUCCAACAGGACGAUGAAAAUUUGAGAGAAAAGCUUGAAAAAUGUCCCGACGUGGAAGUUUUCUUGCCCUCACACAUACGAGGAGAUGGGUAUUGUGAAGAUGCAAUGGGUUAUGUCAAAUAUUUACAAGGACGAGCAUUACCUCAAUGGGUUUUGGAGAUCAAGUUUCUCGACAAGAAGACGAGCAAAACAUUGACGUACCAUGAUUUGUGUCCCAAGACCCCACUGAUCUUUAUGAACCACUUUUGGAACGAAAUGCCGAAUCAACCAUCAUGGCCAGAGACAAAACCUGUCUAUCUGAUGCCAAACGUCGAGAUGUACGAACUUAAAGCAGAACAUUAUUGGCGUGUAGACGUCGUGCUGUGCAAGACGGCAAUCUGUGCGAGACGAGUGAGGAUGUGGUACCAGCAGGAAGGCAACCCGAGACAUACCAAAGUGAUGUAUACGAGACACACGACGUCGGAUGCGGCGCUGUACGCCAAGCACCAACUUGGAGUAAACGAUGAGGUGUCUGCCAAGAACUUUUCAGACGUGCACUUUGUUCACACGGCUGGGAAAAGCGUGUUCAAAGGAACGAACGCAGUGUUGGACUGCUGGUUAUCCCGUCCAGAUUUUCCACCGUUGGACAUCUUUGUGGAUCAAGAGAGCUACGACAAGCUCAUGAGGAAGAUUGAUGUCGAGCAGAUUCGAGCUCAUCCAGCGCUGAAAAAGAUAACGCUGCACACUGGACGUGUGCCUGGAAGUAUAUUUGGUAGAAUGAUGAUUGAGACUGCAUUUUUACUGUGCACGAGCGUGCUGGAAGGUUAUGGCCACUACAUCAACCAAGCGCGUGCGAAUGCAGCGCUGAUUGUGACUACAGAUGCGCCGCCAAUGAACGAGUUGUUGUCACGGGAGUCGGCGAUCCUUGUCCCGCAUCCAAGCACGGACGUUGAAAAGCAGCUGCUUGGUGGUACUUUCAACGGUGAGCACGGCCUACGAGGUGUCAAGGGCAUGGCCACUUACGUGAAGGGCGACGAGAUUUGCAACGCUGUCGAGCACAUUCUAGAAAUGACACCGGAAGAGCGCCAAGCGAUGGGAAAGCGUGCAAGGAAGCAGUAUGUGCUGGAUACACAAUUCUUUGCUGUUCGGAUGCAAGAAUUGCGGGAACUGGCCCGGGCAGACGGGGUAUCGUGGUAUUGA
Peronospora farinosa is the source of this 1527-nucleotide messenger RNA. The record is from the annotation of a GenBank genome assembly. NCBI's taxonomy places the organism in Eukaryota, Oomycota, Peronosporomycetes, Peronosporales, Peronosporaceae.